Leptomonas pyrrhocoris is the source of this 2201-nucleotide messenger RNA. RefSeq names its product cyclin-e binding protein 1-like protein. Bases 99 to 2201 code for a protein of 700 amino acids. The transcript has a single exon. The record is from RefSeq and is a predicted model, not a curated record. Lineage: Eukaryota; Euglenozoa; Kinetoplastea; Trypanosomatida; Trypanosomatidae.
GUGCUCAGUUUUUGGCUUUUUAGUUUUUCUAUCGCUACGCAGUAACGGCGCUCCGAAGAACGCUACAAAACGAGCGGUAAGAAAACUACAGCAACAUCAUGUUCAGCGUCGUUCCCACAUCCGCGGUGCUGCCGGCUGAGAAGGAGUUACACGAACUCCUGGCUUCUGCGAAAGCCACCGCAGAUGCAAUAGUACCCUACUUGACGCUCCACACGCCUGAUGGAGCAACUGAGGCCUGCGCUAUUCGAAAAGUCGCGUCAUGCCAACGUUUCUAUUCUGCUCUCCUGCGCAGCGAUGGGACGCUACUGCUGCUGACUAACGCUGCUGCCGGUGACUCGCUCUCGUCCCUUUCCACGAGAGCAGCGCGUGUCUCCGUGCUCGACAGUGGCGGCGAAGCGGUGCAAGACGUGGCGGCGGGUGCGAGCCACAUCGUCUACUGCACCGUGUCCGGCGCCGUCUACAGCUGCGGGUACGACAACACCUACGGCCAGCUUGGCGACGGCACAGUGUGGUCCUCGUCCUCGUCAUUUGCUUCUUCCAAUGGCGCACGCACAGAUGAAGUAAGAGACAUUCCAGCUCUCAGCGCACCAAAGCGAAUUGUUGGGUUUGGUGGCGACGGUACCGGGGGCCGUUUGAGCGAUAGCUGGGUGGAUGCAAGCGUUUCUUCGUCUGCGGAAGGCGCCGCAGGAGACUCUCAAAAGGCAGGUGCGCAGCCGCUUGCCGCCGCCGCCGCCGCCGUUGCAGAAGCCUCCCCACCGAAGCGCUACGUGCCUCCUGCGAGCAGCCGCCGCAUUCGUCAAGUGGCGUGCGGGUUACACCACACACUGCUUCUUACGCACACUGGACGCUGCGUGUACGGGUGCGGUCGCGGUAACCGCGGCGAACUUGGCGGUGCCCGGGCAGUGCUGGCCCAACCGUCGUUCCGCUCCGUCUCGCUGCUGUUUGGCCUGGAGAUGCGCCAGGUGGCUGCGGCGGACGCACACAGUUUCGCCUUGCUCGAGAACGGCCUCUUGUAUGCGUUUGGGGACAACACAUGUGGUCAGCUGGGGCUGGGUCACACGACGCGUGUCAGCCAACCCACUCUUGUCCCUCUGCUUGGGCAGGCGGUGGCAGCGGUGCGUCCUCCAUACCAGCCCCUUGAUUCAGAAGCUGCCACAGCAUCUGGCUCCACCACACGUCCUUUGCGGUUGGAUGAGAAGGCGUACUCGUCCCUACGUGCGGCGUACGGGUCGGCAGAGAGCACCUACUACCCUUUGCGCGUGCCUCGCCUGCAGGCCGACAGGAUAAGGUUCAGCGAGGCAGCCUGCUGCGCAUCCGCUAAUGCCGAAGUGGACGAUGCGCAAGUACGGUGGGUGCACUGCUGUGGGUCGUGGACGCUGCUGGAAACGAAUCGGUGUGAUGUGUGGCUGUCGUGUGGCACCGCACUCACACGUGGAGUGCCGCUAGCGGCGCAGGCGUCCAUCUCUGGCGUGCCAGCCACGCAAGCGGCUCGCAUUGAUGGCUGUGGGGUACUGGGCCGUCCUUUCCUAAAAGGAGACAAGACGGUGGCCUACCAAUUCUUUCCCGUGCGGUGGCCCUCGUUGAUCAAGACGGAGAGCAGCAGCAGCUGGGACGUGCGGGUGGCGCCGCUCGACUGGGCGCACGGGGAGAUGUCGAAUAAAAGCAGUCCUAGUCGUAGCCUCGGUGCGCAACGCAGCGACGAACUUGAAGAGAGAACUGUCCCCCGGCAUUGCACAACCACCCCGAGCGAGGCCAUAGCGAUCCACAAUAACACUUCGUCGGAAGCACCGCACCGACCCAGCGACACGGAGCCGAGCCUGGGUCUCACGAAAAAGACGGUGAGGGGCGAGGAGAACUGUAAGGGUACCCGUGUGUGCCCGUACCCCACCUCGUUGUUUGUGUUACUCGGGGAUGAAGAAGACGGGGCCGGAGCUGCGAAGGAGCCGGCGCGGGAUGUGCACACCGGCUUGUUAUCGUCGAAGUUGCUGGUACAGAGCGGCGCGCCAGAGAUAAUAGCGGUGGAGGUGCAAACGAAGGACGCCGCGGCGUGGGAGAUUGUCACGGGACGCGCGGCGGACGCGGCGGGGGCGGCAAGCGGGGUCGACGUACCGGACCGUAUACCGUCUGGUGCUUCUCUUGUGGGGCUGCACUCCUCUCAUGGACAGUUUAUUCCGCUACCCACGUAUGCGCUCUUUGUGUGA